AGCCCUGCCUACCGCAGGUUCCAAUUGAUUUGAGCAAGGAAACGGGCGAGCGUUCGGGCCCAGACGGUCGGCGCUGCCUGAUCGACGCCUGCGCAACGCUCGCUGUCGCAAGCUGUCCGAGGCCGAUAGAGCUUCCAGGCUCCCAAGGGAUGUCAAUGCUGUGAGUCCAGUAGCUGCCUACAGACAUUUGUGCCAUAUGAAGUUGAGCAUGGCAGAAGAAGAGGACUACAUGUCUGAUUCCUUCAUUAAUGUCCAAGAAGAUAUCAGACCAGGAUUGCCAAUGCUGAGGCAAAUCCGAGAAGCCCGUCGAAAAGAAGAAAAGCAACAGGAAACUAAUUUGAAAAAUAGGCAGAAGAGUUUGAAAGAUGAAGAACAAGAAAGACGUGACAUUGGGUUGAAGAAUGCAUUAGGCUGUGAAAAUAAAGGUUUUGCUUUGCUUCAAAAGAUGGGAUAUAAAAGUGGUCAGGCCCUUGGCAAGAGUGGAGAUGGUAUUGUUGAACCAAUUCCUCUCCAUGUUAAAACAGGAAAAAGUGGCAUUGGUCACGAGGCAUUAUUAAAACGGAGAGCAGAGGAAAAACUGGAAAGCUACAGGAGAAAGAUUCACAUGAAAAACCAAGCUGAGGAAAAAGCUGCAGAACAGUUUCGAAUGCGACUUAAAAGUAAGCAAGAUGAAAUGAAGCUAGAAGGAGAUCUUAAAAAAAGCCAGAGAGUGUGUCAACAACUAGAUACUCAGAAGAAUAUUCAGGUUCCCAGGGAGGCAUGGUACUGGUUAAGACUUGAAGAGGAGACUGAAAAAGAGGAAGAAGAAGAAAAAGAACAAGAGGAAGAUGAAUAUAAGAGUGAAGAUUUAAGUGUCCUGGAAAGAUUACAAAUAUUGACUGGUUAUUUAAGACAAGAACAUCUCUAUUGUAUUUGGUGUGGAACAGACUAUGAAGAUAAAGAAGACCUAUCUUCAAAUUGCCCAGGACCAACUUCUGCAGAUCAUGACUAAGCUUUUUCUCAAUAGAGUAGAAACUUGGGAAGUGUUGUUAUUUCCUAAAGACAAUUGAGCAGUUAGAAUUUCCAAAUUUUUGUUGCUAGUAAAGAAAUCAAGCCUUUAAUGUUUUGUUCUCUCUGUACUUUAGAAACACUUUGUAUUUAUAAUUGUUCACUGAUUUCAUAAAAAUAAUGGCAUGCUAUUUCAGAACACAACUAUUAUAGCCAUGGGCAAUUAAAAUGUAUGACUAUUGUGA
Molecule: messenger RNA, 1232 nt
Organism: Manis pentadactyla (Chinese pangolin)
Lineage: Eukaryota; Metazoa; Chordata; Mammalia; Pholidota; Manidae
Gene: GPATCH11
Product: G-patch domain containing 11
Exons: 10
Coding region: 197-991 (264 amino acids)
Cellular component (GO): kinetochore
Molecular function (GO): nucleic acid binding
Source: RefSeq, a predicted model, not a curated record